Messenger RNA from Bactrocera oleae (olive fruit fly), 2294 nucleotides. It is a transcript of the gene ldbr, whose product is annotated as lariat debranching enzyme. Gene Ontology annotation, cellular component: nucleus. Gene Ontology annotation, molecular function: RNA lariat debranching enzyme activity. NCBI's taxonomy places the organism in Eukaryota, Metazoa, Arthropoda, Insecta, Diptera, Tephritidae. The record is from RefSeq and is a predicted model, not a curated record. Gene Ontology annotation, biological process: mRNA splicing, via spliceosome.
AUUGCGUAACUAAUUGUAUUGUGAAUGAAGAAACGAGAGCCAAGUAUCGAAAAUUGUGUUUUUAUUUUAUACAAACUUACUAACAAUAUUUGCAGAUAAUUAGUUAGAAACUCUAAAAAAUAUCACACGCAAUAUUAAAUUAUAAUUGUGUUCACAUCGAUGCAACCGGCUUCCCUCAAACAUAUGAUAUGUAGCAUGCUCAAUAUAGCCGCGUUCAGAUAUUUCGAUAAGCAUGUUCAACAUAAGCUGCGUACAGAUAUUUCGCUUCUUACAACUGCUGUGAAUAAAAAUACCUGCUUUGAAUUAAUGUUUAUUGUGAACUUAAUAGAAAAACGAAGUGUGCAAUCUGGCAAGAAUAAUUGAAUCUUUUCGAAUGUGCUGAAAAGAAAGGGCCGGUGAAGUGUAAACAACUAUUGUUUAUAUAUUUUGUAAAAAAUAGCACGUAAAGAUAACAUUAAUUAAUGAGUAAAAGUCUACUUAAUACGUUGAAAAAAUGAAAGUUGCAGUGGAAGGCUGUGCUCAUGGCGAGCUGGAAAAGAUCUAUGAAACCAUUCAAAGCAUUGAAAAUGAAGAGGGCUUUAAAGUAGACUUGUUGCUUUGCUGUGGUGAUUUUCAGGCUACACGCAAUCUCGAUGAUCUGCAGACGAUGGCUGUGCCGCAAAAGUACUUGGAUAUGUGUACCUUUUACAAAUACUACAGCGGCGAGCUAGUAGCGCCUAUACUUACAAUAUUUAUAGGCGGUAAUCAUGAGGCCUCCAAUUACCUACAAGAACUUCCGUACGGCGGUUGGGUGGCGCCUAAUAUAUACUACCUAGGCUAUGCCGGAGUUGUGAACGUUAAUGGCGUACGCAUAGCAGGUUUGUCAGGUAUCUAUAAAGGUCACGACUAUUUACGUGGACGCUUUGAAUAUACGCCUUACACAGACGCCACACGCACAAGUGUUUACCAUGUGCGACAGCUAGAGGUAUUUCGUUUAAAACAAUUAUCUGGUGAAACAGAUAUUUUUAUGUCACACGAUUGGCCGCGUGGCAUAUACAACUAUGGAAAUAAGUCUCAAUUGGCACGUUUCAAACCACAUUUUCGCGAUGAAAUGGAUAGAGGUCAACUGGGAAGUAGACCAUGUGAGGAUCUACUAAAAAUGUUAAAACCCAAAUACUGGUUCGCUGCACAUUUACAUUGUAAAUUCGCCGCAGUGGUGCCACAUGAUGAAGUGGAUGAUAGCAGUGGAGAAACUGGUACUACAAAUUGCGAAGAACGGAAUUUGAAGCAAAAGGAAGUUGCCAAGAAUAAGGAAGAAAAUAUAACUAAAUUUUUAGCUUUAGAUAAAUGUUUGCCCAAACGACGUUUUCUACAAUUACUCGACAUUGAAUCGCCACAAUUUUCCGAAGGCGAAAUUCGUAUGGAAUAUGAUCUUGAAUGGUUAACAAUACUUUAUUUGACAAAUCAUUUAACAAAUGUCAAAGCCUCCAAAUACUAUCUACCGGGUCCACAAAAUGCAGCCAGCACUGAACGUUAUAAUUUUACACCCACCAUUGAUGAAAUGGAACAUGUACGCAAUAAAUUUGCCGCUGACCUGUUGGUGCCGAAAAACUUUGCACGCACUGUUGAACCAUACAACCGUAGUGAAGAUAAUAACGGACACGUACCGCAACCGAAAGCGCAAAUUAACCCGCAGUCUCAGCAGUUCUGCGAUGCUUUAGGUAUUGACGAUCCUGUCAGCUUAGCAUUAAUAAUUGGCGGACACGAAUUGAACUAUUCGUCUACAUUGAAUGAAAGCACAGACACAGAGUUCAAUGAUUCCGCUACAUCCAUGCAAACGGAACACUCCAGCUUGAAUAUGUCAGGUAGCACAAGCGAUGCGUUAUCGCCACGGCAGAUAAGUCCUUUUAAACGGAAGAAUAGCAUAGGACUGAAUUUACCAAAACCCAUAGCUGAAGUGGAAGGUGUGGAAAGUGAACUUGGAGUUGUAAAAAAUACCGAUGAAAUCCAGAUCGAUAAUAGCUCUGGGGAUGAAGCAGAAAAGGUGCUUCCAUUGGAAGUGGAAACAACAAACGAAGUUUAUGAGGAGACGAAUGUUUUGAAUGCGAAACCACCGAUAAAAAAAUUUAAGAGACGUAAUCAAAGCGUGUACAUGAAUGAAGAUAAGGAGGUAGAGGAGUAAGUCCCUUACUAAUAUAUUAUAAAUAAGUAAUUCUUAUAUAAGUUGAACGGCUUUAAUUUCUGGCGUUUUUUAAUUAUGUGAGAAACGUAAUAUUGAUAUUUUAAUAAAGAAGCUACAUAAAUUUCGACAAAAA